AAGUAGUUAAGAAAACGCUAGCAUGGUGAUAUAAUAAAUAAAAAAUAUGUUACAGUGUGGUCUGGUACGCUAAUUGUGAUUGAUUCUGAAAUCUGAAACCCUAAUCGAGCAUGGGGAAGAAGCGAAAGCUCGCACCGAAAUCCACUGAAACCGCUGAACCCCCACUGAAGCAGCAUCAAUCUCAACCUCAACCUCAAUUGGAACCUGAACAUGACAAUGCAGCUGAAGAAGAAUACGAAGAAGUCGAAGAAGAAGUAGAGGUCGAACAAGAGGAAGAAGAAGAUGAAGAACAACAACAAGAUGAUGAACAACAACAGCAACAACAAGAAGAAGACGAGGAACCGAUUCAGAAGCUUAUAGAACCCUUCGGCAAGGAACAAAUCAUGAACCUACUAUGCGAGGCGGCGACCAAGCACCGUGACGUGGCGGAUCGGAUCCGCAAGGUCGCCGACGGGGACGCCGUCCACCGGAAGAUCUUCGUGCACGGCCUCGGAUGGGACACCACCGCCGCAACACUAAUCAACGCUUUCAGCCAGUACGGCGAGAUCGAGGACUGCAAGGCGGUGACAGACAAGGUCUCCGGAAAGUCCAAGGGCUACGGUUUCAUCCUCUUCAAGACGCGCCGCGGCGCGCGGAAGGCCCUCAAGGAGCCGCAGAAGAAGAUCGGCAACCGCAUGACGGCGUGCCAGCUGGCAUCGAUCGGCCCGGUCCAGCAGCAGCCGGUUGCCGCGGUGCCACAGCUGCAGCAGCCGGCGCAACCAGCUUUUUCGGCUGGAGUUUCGGAGUACACGCAGAGGAAGAUCUAUGUGAGCAACGUUGGGGCGGAAUUGGACCCGCAGAAGCUGUUUGCUUUCUUUUCGCGGUUCGGUGAGAUCGAGGAAGGGCCGUUGGGGCUUGAUAAGGUCACUGGAAAACCGAAAGGGUUCUGCUUGUUCGUUUACAAGAGUGCGGAGAGUGCGAAGAGGGCCUUGGAGGAGCCUCACAAGGAAUUCGAGGGCCAUAUUUUGCACUGCCAAAGGGCAAUUGAUGGUCCCAAGCAGGGGAAGUUGCAGCAGCUCGUGAAUCCUCAGAGUCAGAGGCCCCAAUUUCAGAGAAAUGAUAGUGCUGGUUUUGUUGGUGGUAGUGGUGGUGGUGUUGCCCAACCGGUGGGGCACUUGAUGGCUCCGGCUGGACCAGCAAUCGGGUUUAAUCAGUCAGCUACUGCUGCGCAGGCUCUGAAUCCAGCUCUCGGGCAAGCGCUGACUGCACUGCUUGCGUCCCAGGGUACAUUGGGGCUUACUAAUUUGUUGGGGAGUCUCGGAACAAGUGCGGCGGUUAAUCCCGUUGUUCCAGCUGCGGGGCAUGGAGUGCAGGGUGGUUACAAUGUGCAGCCAAAUAUAAGCCCCGGUGUUAUUGGAGGAUAUGGGAAUCAGGUAGGAUUGCAGGCGGCAUAUCCGAAUCAGCAGAUAGGGCAGGGUGGCUCUGGAAGAGGCCAAUAUGGUGGCGUUCCACCUUACAUUGGGCACUAGGUACGUGGCAGUUGUUUCCAUCAGUGUUGCUGUACAUAGAGUAUAAAACUAUUAUGUUAGAUGACGAAGAUGUGAAAGGUGAUGAAAUGAUGUGAAAGUACAUAAUCAUUUUGGAAAGUAAGGUAGAUGAAUGAGGUACAUAAGGAGUUCGAAGUAUCUGAGGAUGAAGAAUGAUAGUGGACAGGGAACAUGCCAGCAUUGGAGUUGGACAGAGAUGAUCUAUGUGGAUUUUCUCUCAUCAGCACUCUUGUUUAUGCCUUGCCUUUUUUUUUUUUGAAUUAAACAAGCAGUAGUUCCUUGAUUUCUCUUUUCCAUGUUCAUUGUUCCUUUGUGGUUGCUCCUCUCCCAUCUUUUCUCUCCUCCUUUGUGGAGCGGUUAUGGGCUUGUUAGUAUGUUUUGUCUGUUGGAGUUCCUAUUUUCUGAUUGGUUCAUGUGUGAUUUGGAGGACUUUUUUUUAAAAUAGUUGCAACUUUUGUGAGUUUAGUAGUAUCAAUUUUUUGGUAGCUUUUUUUUUUUUUUUUUUAAAACAUAUAGCUUUAUUACUUUAGAUCAAAUAUCAAAGUAGCAUACAUUCAGAUCAUAGAAGAAAUGUUAUUUAAGCUAUAAUUUGAUUGAAAAUUUUGAAUUUUGACUAUAGAAACAAAAUGCUGAUAAAUGUUUACUUAAGUUUUGGAUAUUGGCAAUUAGGGUGACUAGCAGUGUUAAUUUUGUAGAGAUUGGCAAAAAGACUGAUUAAUGUAGCCCCUUGUGUAUGUAACAGUGGGCUUUGUGUCUAACCCUCUCCGGAUAUCUGUUUGUCAAUUUCACGAGAAUAGAGGAGAUUUGGCAUUAUUUGUGACCUGAAAUUCUGGGAGUAAAUGAAUCAAUGAAUCUUUUGAGUUUAUUGCAUAUAAUGGUGUGCUUUUUUGGAAGCCACUCUGUUAAAAUGUUGCUUUUAGUUUCUGUUCGAUUCUGUGUAGGCUUUGUUGUUCAGAUAUUUUUCUUUCUGUAUAUACCGCUAGUCUUUGCACCAACAUUAAUGUACUUAUUAUGUUCUCUCUUUCAUGUGCGAUGAGGAACAGAUCAAGUUUUACUCAUUUAUUAAAUUCCAAUUAAUGUUUAUGGCCUGUUUAGUUCAUUACUAAGACUUAUGGAAAAUAAUCUACCGUGGUUUCUUCUCACUGAAACGUUAUUUUUGCUGCCCUAUAUUUAGUUGGUCAGUGGUCUUCAAUUGUUGUUGGAUAAUGUUUGCAACACAGUUUUUAAUUUUUUAUUAAAAAAAAGCUUUGUAAAACAACUUUGUGAUAUUCCCAGCAUGUUGAAUUGUCAAAUCAUUUUGAGCUUGGUGUUUGACUUUCAAUAGCUCUC
Messenger RNA from Gastrolobium bilobum, 2855 nucleotides. Its product is annotated as UBP1-associated protein 2A. The transcript has 2 exons. Gene Ontology annotation, molecular function: RNA binding. Lineage: Eukaryota; Viridiplantae; Streptophyta; Magnoliopsida; Fabales; Fabaceae. The record is from RefSeq and is a predicted model, not a curated record. Bases 111 to 1508 code for a protein of 465 amino acids.